UUGAUAUUUUCCGGAAGAGUACACGUUGGUGAUUGCGUCUCCGGUUGUGAUGCAUCAAGCAUUCGUUGCUGAGUUGACUAACCUGUUGUGGUAGCUAGAGGAUUCUGCCAAAAGUGGCUAACCUCUAGUAAAGGUUAGCAUAAAACGAUUUGAACAAGAUGUCGAAGGAGCCUGUAGCGCCAACGUUUCUCCACAAGCCAAUCCUACGACAAGAGGACGACGGAAAUCGGCUGGUAUUCGAAUGUGAACUUAUCGCCAAUCCGAGACCCACGGUUCAAUGGUUUCGCAAUGAACAUGAGGUACUGGACACUCAGCGAACUGAAUAUAAGAUAUUAGAGAAGGCUCCGGGCAAAUACUACAUCGCGCUGGCCAUUGACGACGUGUACGAACCCGAUAAAGGACUCUAUACCGUUUCAGCCAAAAACCACCUUGGAGAUGUCAGCUCUUCCAUCAACCUCAACUUUUUGCCUGCUGAUAAGCCAUUCGAAAGGCAAAUCGACGGCAUCGCGCCGACGUUUGCUAAGAAGCCUUCGAUCCGGCAGGAGGAUGACGGUGAACUCCUGUUAUUUGAAUGCCGAAUCACCGCUGAUCCCAAACCAGAAAUCUUCUGGUUCCACAAUGGUGCUCCAGUUCAAGAGAAGCCCGGUCGUUUCAAGAUUCUUGUACGGCCCGAUGGUGGUCACCACUACGAUUGCACACUGCAGGUUUCAGACGUGACAGUUGAAGAUGCUGGCAAAUACAAGGUGGUCGCCAAGAACGAGUUGGGCGAAAGCAACGCUACAAUAUCACUGAAUUUCGAUAGCGACGAUGCCAACGUGCCCGAAGGUGGGACAAAGCCGACCUUUGUAGAGAAGCCUCUUAUUAAGCAAAGCGACGAUGGAAAUAAGAUCAUGUUCGAGUGCGCCCUCAUUGCUGAUCCCGCUCCAACAAUCAAGUGGUACCUCAAUGGCGCUCUCGUGCCAGAAGGAACACGGCACAAAUAUCGACUCAUCUCGGACAAGCACAAUCACACUUGCACUCUUGAAGUUUCGAAAGUCAGGGCGGAAGAUGGCGGAGAGUACAAGGUCGUCGCAUCCAACUGUCACGGAGACGGGCAUGCCAACAUAACGCUAAACUUUGACGCGGGCAAGCCCAAAAUUCCUGAGGGAAAGGCACCUAGGUUCCCGAAAAAGCCGACAAUCCGACAGGAAGGAGACUCCCUAAUACUUGAAUGUGUCUGUGAAGCCCAUCCUUUCCCAGAAGUUACAUGGUUUCUAGGAUCAAAGAAAAUCAUGGAGGGCGUCAGACAUAAAACUGCGCGAAAGGAGAUCUCCAAACAUACGUAUCAUCUCUCACUUGAGAUUAGAGAUCCUACAACAGAAGAUGGCGGAAGCUAUAAAUGUAACGCUAUGAACGAAUUAGGUGAUAGUAAUGCGAAUAUUACUUUGAAUCUGCAAGGCGCUGCGGAGCCGCCAAAGUCGGGUGAUGCUCCUACGUUCACUCAAAAACCUAAGAUUGUUCCAAAAGACGGCGGUUUGAUGAUUAUCAUGGAAAUCCACGUGAAGUCGAAAUCUGCCCCCGACUAUACAUGGUUCCAUGGGUCGAACACUGUUCGUCAACAGGCUGGCCACAUUUCAUUUUCUAUGGAAAAAGAGGGAACCGAAGAAUACGUAAUAAUUAUGGAAAUCCGCAACCCGGCAAAGGAAGAUGGCGGUAUGUAUAAGUGUACAAUACGAAAUGCCCACGGAGAGAUUAAUGCCAACCUUAACCUCAACAUCGCUGGAGCACCAGCUCCAUCCGGCGAAGCUCCUUCGUUCGUCGAAAAGCCUAAAAUUCGGGCCGAAAGGGAUGGCAAGCUUAUCAUUAUGGAGUGCAAGGUUAAGGCCAAUCCUCAGCCUAGUAUUAGCUGGUAUCGAGAAGGAGUCACUGUUUUGGAAGGGGGACGCAUUAAACAAACUGUUCGCCAGGAGGGCAACAUAUACCAUAUUAAGCUGGAGCUUUCAAACCCCGAGCUCACCGAUGCUGGCGUCUACAAGUGCAAUGUGAAGAAUUCUGCAGGAGAGUCAAAUGCCAAUCUUACUCUCAAUAUUGAACUGGCGCCGGUAAUCAAGGAAAGACCGAAGGUCAUUCGUCGUGAACAUCAGAAGACAAUUAUAAUUGAAUGCACGGUGCAAUCUGCCAAUAAGCCUGACGUUGUUUGGUAUAGAGAAAAUAACAUGGUGCGUGAGGAUACUCGCCAUCAGGUCCAUAUUAAGCAAGUGUCGCAGGGUGAGUUUGCAAUAGCUCUCGAAAUCGAAGCGCCCGACGUUAAGGACAAGGGCGUGUAUAAGCUGAUGGCCAAGAAUACUAAAGGAGAGAGCACGUCGCAGACAGUCAUUGUUGAAGUGGACCAAAAAGAGGAAAAGAAAACUCCGGAGCCCCCUAAAGGCGAAAAGCCCAAAAUUAUUGGUAAGCUUCAACGAGUGGAGAUCGAGCAGGGCAAGUCGGAAACUCUAUCGAUUCGUAUUGAAUCGAAGACAAAAUGCACCGUUAUUUGGUACCGAAAUAAAACGGUUCUACGAGAGUCAACAAAGAUAAAGACCACAUUCGACGGAACAGUGGCCCAACUUCGUAUCUUGGAGGCUACGACGGACAUGUCAGGAUCUUAUACUGUUGAAGUCAAAAAUGAAUUUGGAGUUGAAGAACAUUCAGUUGAGGUCGCCAUCAAAGAAAUGAAAAAGGUCGAGCAGACAACAGUGACGACGAAGACUGAGGAAAAGAAGAUUGAGGUAGAAAAAGCUGAAGAAAAGAAGCCCGAAGCGAAAAAGCCCGAACCCAAGAAACCUUCGGUGCCGGAAAAGAAGCCCGAAGAGAAGAAACCUCCGGUAGGACGACAAGAGUCUUUAGCGAGACCUGGUGAUUCUGGAUCAUCAACACCUCACCGAACAGGAUCGCUCAAGCGGACAGAGUCCGUAAAAUCAAAAGAAUCUCGUUCCUCAACACCGGACUCCACAAGGAGAUCAUCAGCUAUCUCGAAAGAAGACAUUAAUAAUAUUUAUGAGGCGCUGCAUGCUGCGCCCGUUGGAGGAGGAGUUAAGAGAAUGAUGGGUAUUGAGUAUGCGUCAGAUGGUAAGCGGACUUGCACGGCCGACGACAUUGCUAAUAUCCUUAAAGGAUCGAGAUAUGUCAGAGAAAUAUCUAGCGACACCACUGAGCCGACUUCAGAUACUCCCACACCAAUUGUGCACUCACCGUGCACGUCACCGGUGCCCUCUUCACCCGUGCCAACAAUUACCAUUGAAGAUAUUACCGAGAUGUCACCACCGCCGCUGCAAGCUAUCACUAAAGCACCCGACAAAAAUAAACCACCUCCAAUAGUCGUUGAAACGCCGCCGAACGCGACCACCCCACAAUCGUCGCCGAUACAAUCGCCCACUCCAAAAGAGGCUAAAGAAACAAAAGACGUUCCCGCCAAACGCGGCUGGAAAAAAGUCAAAGUAUUCGGCGCUGAUGAGGAAAAAGAGGAGCCUUCACUCGUCGCCCGCAGAAGCAGCGUCUGCCUCGCGCUUGAUCCUUCGAAGGAUCUGGCUGUGCAGAUGGACGCAAUGGCUCCGGGGAGCACGGUGCUCAUCCACGGCCACGAAAUGCAAGUCCAGCAAGCCAAGGAAAUGCUGAAGAAGGGCGUAUGCAUGGACGAGAAAGGCCAGAUGAAAAAGCUUCGUCCAGGCGAGGUACUGGAAGUUCGCCAACGGAGAAAGUCCAGUGUCGGCGUAGACAUGCGCCGAGGCAGUACUGCAGGCGAUGAUAGUCGAGUUGAUAUGCCGUCAACACCUAUUAAAGCCGUCGGUGAAGGCGGACCGCCAGUUAUCGUUGACUAUCAAGAGAAUAUCUCGGCGACGGAAAACUCGACCGGUCAGUUAACUGUCACUGUAGAAGGCAAUCCUGCCCCACAGUUCCGCUUCUACAAGGCCGGCACUGAGAUCUUCGAAGGCGGUCGCUACAAGAUCGUAACAGAUGGCUCGACGAAUUCGGUCUACUUCUGCAUCCGUAAGUGCAAAGCGAGCGAUGAAGGAAAGUAUUCUAUCACCGCUUACAACUGUCACGGCGAGGACACUGUUUCCAUGUCGUUGCUGGUUGCCCCUGAGGGCGGCAUGGACUUCCGUGCCAUGUUGCAGCACCGCCAGUACGGUAAAUGGAACAAACAAAAGCCAGACCCCGACUGGCAGCUUAAGGAGCGCGAAAAGGAGGAGGAACUCGCCAAACUUGCCAAAAAGAAACCCGAUACUUUCAUCAAGCCCCUGAAGAACGUGCAUGUUAAGGAGGGCAAGGAUGCCAAGGCACGAUUUGAAGCAGUGUUUUCGAAGAACGGCGUCAAGGGUAAAUGGUUCAAGAACCGCCAAGAACUGUUUAUGGGCAAGAAGUACAAGAUGUCCUCUACAGGCGAUCUUCACGUUCUUGAGAUCAACAACCCGACCCAGGAUGAUGAGGGAACCAUCACGCUGACUUGUCUUGAGACUUCUUGCAAGGCCCUUCUUGAAGUUGAUGCUCCCGAUCCGGUGUUUAAGUUUACAAAGAACUUGCCUAAGAAGGCUGACGUGCACACGCUUAGGGAAUUGGUUCUCGAGUGCAGUUGCAAUUCCGCAAAAGCACAGGUACAGUGGUAUAAAGAUGACCUCAAGAUCAAUGCAUCAGAACGAUUCCAGAUGGAACAGGAUACGUUCGGUAAAAAGAUACUGCGCGUAUUCAACCUUAUGCUUGAAGAUACGGGUGAGUACUCCUGUAAAAUCGUUCACACAGCCGAAAAAACUCAGUGCAAAGUGUCGGUUACUGAAAAGCAAUAUCAAUUCAUGAAGAUGCUCAAAUCGUUGCGUAUUAUUGAGAAAGAACCAGUCACCUUAGAGUGUGAAGUCGAUGAGCAUGAGGCGCCUGUCACCUGGUACAAGGACGGAAAGGAGCUCAAACCUGAUAAGCACUAUAACAUAUCGGCCGAGGGUAAGAAAAGAAGGUGCUGUAUUAAGAUAUCCAAAGUAGCUGACGAGGGCACUUAUUCCUGCAAAACAAACGCGGAGGAAACAUCGUGCGAACUCAUUGUAGAACCUGCUAAUCGCUGGCAGAAGAAGCUGAAGGACACAACGGGUAUUGAGAGGCAGGAAAUUAUACUCGACGCUGAGCUCAUGGAUCGCACUGCUCUAGUGAAAUGGUUUAAAAAUGGCCAAGAGAUAAAAUCUGGAGAAAAUAUUCAGAUUGUCUCUGCUGAGGGUAAGCAUCAGCUGAUAUUCAAGCAGGCUACCCUUGAGGAUACUGGCGACUACUCGAUUGAAACUAAAGGUCUGAAAUGCGCAUGUUCGCUAACCGUGCAGGAGGCUGAGAAGGCGCCGAUUAUCAAGCCUGAGAAACUAGACUACGCAUUUGAUCAAGGCAAACCGUUCACGUUUGAAAUCCCUUAUAUCGUGACCGGAACGCGUACGUCCGAUGUAAUCUGCAAGCUGGAGUGCAAUGGCAAUGUUAUUCAAACAAAGGACGUCGACCAAGUGGUCAAAGAGAAUGUGGUUGUACUCAGUUUCCGUAAACCGGCGCGUGCAAGUACGGGACCGUACACUAUUACGCUAAGUAAUUCUCAAGGCCAGGACAGUAAAACGCUUAAUAUCAAUGUUAUGGACGUUCCCGCACCGCCUGAAGGACCGCUGGCCGUAACCGAUAUAUUUAAAGACCGUUGCAAACUAAAUUGGAAGCCUCCAAAAGAUGAUGGUGGCUGCCCUAUCAGUCACUACGUGAUCGAGAGGCAGGAUCUCAGUGCGAAAGGCGGGUGGACCGAGGUUCUCAGCUCCGAUACUACUACAGUAAAUGUUACUGAUCUUACACAAAAGAAGGAGUACAAAUUCCGGGUACGGGCGGUCAAUAAGAAGGGUAAAUCCGAGCCGCUUGUGGCCGACAAAACAACUCUGGCAAAAGACCCUUUCGACGCCCCGUCGAAGCCUGGCUUGGUAGAGCUCACCGACUGGGAUUCGGAUCGCGUCGACCUCAAGUGGGAUCCUCCUUCAAGCGACGGUGGCGCACCCAUCGAAGAAUACAUAAUCGAGGUCAAGGAUAAGUUUUCAAACGCAUGGACCGAGGGCGCUCGCGUGUCAGGUUCCGAAACUAAGGGUCGCGUUAAGGAUCUCAAGGAGGGCGUACAAUAUGAGUUCCGUAUUCGUGCUGUCAAUAAAGCCGGCCCUGGAGAGCCCUCUGACCCGACUAAACCUAUCAUAGCCAAAGCACGUUUUGUCAAGCCGUACAUAAUUGGUGACGGUAUUAAGGGCUUGAUAGUCAAGAUAGGUACGACCAUCAAGCUUGAUAUUGACUUUGGGGGCGAACCCAUGCCUACUGUCAUGUGGACGCUCAAUGGUCAGGAAAUUAAAGAGGUGACUGGAAAAACGACAAUUACCACCGUUGAAGAUAAGAAGAAAAAUACACUUCUUGUUACCAAGGAUUCUGUCAGAGCCGACAGCGGUACGUACGAGUUGACUUUGACCAAUUCCUCCGGAACAGUCACCUCGAAGGGAGAUAUCGUCGUUCUCGGCAAGCCGACCAAACCUAGAGGACCCCUUAAUGCUGAUAAAGUCCGUGAGAACUACGCCGAAAUAUCAUGGAAGCAUCCAGAAGACAACGGAGGCUCGGAACUUAAAAGCUACGUUAUUGAGAAGAUGGAUGUGGAGACAGGGCGAUGGGUUCCUGCCGGAGAGGUCGGGCCCGGCGAAACUAAGGCUAAGGUUACCGGUUUGCAGAAGGGGAAACGUUACAAAUUCCGUGUUAAAGCCGUCAACAAGGAAGGAUCUUCAGAGCCGCUUGAACUUGAUGGCGAAGUGGUGGCGAAAAACCCAUAUGACGAGCCUGAAAAACCCGCCAAUUUGGAGAUAGCCGACUACGACAAUACUAUGGUUGAGCUCAAAUGGGACAAGCCGGAAAAAGAUGGAGGCAGACCAAUCCUGCACUAUGUGAUCGAAAUGAAAGAUAAGAUGAGGCCCGAGUUCACUGAGGUUAUGAAGUCCGAUGGUCCAGUUACGACCGCGAAGGUCACAGGACUGAAGGCAAAUUCCGUGGUGCAGUUCCGUGUCAGAGCCGUCAAUAAGGCAGGAGCAUCGCAACCUUCUAAUGAGACUGGACCACACAUUGUCAAGCAUAGGAACCUUAAACCACGAAUCGACCGAACUAAUCUAAAGACGGUGAUCAUCAAAGUAGGUCGAAACCACACGUUCAACGUCGAUAUCAGUGGUGAGCCUCCGCCAGAGGUCAAGUGGACCCUGAAUGAAAUCGAAUGUGUGGCUAGUGAUCACUACACGCUGAAGAACGUCGAAUACCAUUCUGACUUUGGACUUGUCAAUGCAAUUCGUAAGCAGACGGGCAUAUACACGAUUACAGCAACCAAUAGAAAUGGCACUGAUAGCGUGACCGUUGACGUCACCGUGCUCGGUAAACCCUCUCGUCCGGGAGGCCCGCUUAAUGUCAGUGAUGUUCACAAGGAGGGAUGCAAACUGUCUUGGAAUCCGCCAGAUGAUGACGGUGGUAAACCAAUUCAGUACUACGAAAUUGAGAAAUUCGAUAAGGAGACCAACCGGUGGACCCGUUGUGGUAAGAGCGAUAAGCCAGAGUUCGACGUUACCGGACUCACCCCAGGAAAGGAAUAUCUGUUCCGUUGUGUGGCUGUUAGCGACGAGGGCGAGUCGGAGCCCUUAGAGACCACAACAGGCACUAUUGCUAAAGAUCCUUGGGAUCCCGCGGGCAAGCCCGGCAAACCUGAAAUUGUCGACUACGAUAACCGAAUGGUGCAGCUCAAAUGGGAACCGCCAAAGAGCGACGGUGGAGCACCGAUCGAGAAAUACAUCGUACAAAAGAAAGACAAAUUCUCGCCUGAAUGGGAAAAGAUCGCCGAGUCGAAAGGUCCCGAACCGAUGGUGCGGGUGGAACCGUUAGUUGAAGGUACUGAGAUGCAAUUCCGCGUUAUUGCUAUAAACAAAGGCGGACUUUCGGAACCAUCAGACGCCACCGAUCUACAUAAGGUUAAGCACAGAAAAUUAAAGCCUUAUAUUGAUCGCACCAACCUCAUCACCACUAUGGUGAAGAAAGGCAAAUCAAUUCAUAUUGAUGUCAACGUGCGCGGAGAGCCCCCUCCGAAAAUCACUUGGACGGUCAAUGAUACAGAAGUGGUUUCCAAGGGCAAUGUAGAAGUAAUCACAGUGGAUUACCAUACCGAUCUGAAGAUAAAAGACACUAUCCGCACAAACUCCGGCGUGUAUAAGAUUACUGCGCAGAAUGAACAUGGCAAGGAUGAAGCAGAGCUUGAGAUCUGCAUCCUCGCGGCGCCGGCUCGUCCGAAAGGCCCACUUCAAGUGACGGAUGUUACCGCUAAAGGCUGCAAACUUAAAUGGAACAAGCCCGAGGAUGAUGGCGGAAAGCCCAUUCAGGCGUACAUGGUUGAAAAGAUGGAUACCACCACAAAUACUUGGGUACCCGUCACACGGGUCGACCCUGACGAGACAGAGUGCCAUGUUGGUGGUUUGGUGCAAGGUAAGGAAUAUCAGUUCCGUGUGAAAGCUGUCAACGCGGAAGGUGAAUCAGAGCCGCUGGUGACAGACCAUGCCACCAUUGCGAAGAAUCCGUACGAUCCCGCUGGACCUCCUGGAAAACCUGACAUCGUCGACUGGUCCGAAAAGCAUGUUGACCUUAAAUGGACCCCACCCAAGAGCGAUGGUGGUGCUGCAAUUACUGGGUACGUGAUCGAAGCAAAAGAGAAAUUUUCUUCGCAGUGGGUAGAAAUGGCAACGCUCGAAGGUUCGAAACCCGAAGGCAAAUGCGAGGGUCUCAUUAAAGGCAAGGAGUACCAGUUCCGUGUUCGUGCUGUGAAUAAAGCUGGACCUGGUGAACCUUCUGAACCAACGAGAAUUCACCUCUGUAAAGAACGACACUUGGCGCCACGCAUCCUUCGUGAGAAACUUGAGAACGUUACGGUCCGUGCCGGUCACCUAGUUAAAACCGUCGUCGAAGCUCUCGGGGAGCCUGCGCCUAUCAUUACAUGGUCGUUUAAGGGAAAACUGUUGGAGCAAGGCGAGCAUUGUAAAAUUGAUAGUGAUGAGCCUUACAAGUCCUUCCUUACUCUUACUAAUACAAUAAGGAAGAAGUCCGGAAGGUAUACCAUCACAGCGAGUAAUGAAUCAGGUACGGACGAGGCAACGAUUAACAUCAAUAUCCUCGACAAGCCUUCACCACCUGAAGGACCUUUGGAAGUUAGCGACGUACAUGCUGAUCGCGUCAAGUUAUCCUGGAAUCCACCAAAAGAUGACGGUGGCUUGCCUAUUGAGAACUACAUGAUCGAGAAGAUGGAUGUUGAUACUGGCAGGUGGGUGCCAGCGGGCAAAGUUGGCAAGGAUGGCACUACCGCUGUUGUAAAGGGGCUGGAGCAGGGCAAAAAAUAUCACUUCCGCGUCAAGGCAAUUAACGAUGAAGGUUCCUCAGAACCACUUGAAACGGAUCAUUCAACCGUUGCCAAGAACCCUUACGAUGUGCCUGGGGUGCCCGGUCAGCCUAGCCUUAAGGAUUACGACAAAGACUUCGUAGAACUCAAAUGGGAUAUGCCAUUGCGUGACGGAGGUGCUCCCAUUACUGGAUGGAUUAUCGAGAAAAAGGAUAAAUUCGCCGCUGAAUUCACACCUUGCGCGGAAAUUCAGGGCUCGACACCACAAGGCAAGGUCAGCGGUCUCACUGAAGGUGAGAAAUACGAAUUUCGUGUACGUGCUGUUAACAAAGCUGGUAAAGGUGAGCCAUCAGAACCUACUCAACCUAUUCUAGUAAAGCACAAGAAUCUCAAACCACGCAUUGACCGAACGAAUCUUAAGACAAUCAUUGUGAAGUCUGGCCAAAGUGUAUUCUUCGAUGUCAAUGUCCGAGGCGAGCCACCUCCGACUAUCGAGUGGUUUCACGGAAAAAGCGAAACAUCACUCUCUGCUGGUGAGGUGUAUAGCAUCAUCAAUGUUGAUUACAACACCAAAUUCACCAUGCUAAAAGCAACUCGCAAACUCACAGGCAAGUACAGAAUCAAGGCCACCAACCGUAAUGGAACCGAUGAGGCUGAUGUGGACAUUACUGUACUUGGAAAGCCUAGCCGAUGUGGUGGACCACUGCAGGUCAGUGAUGUUAAAAAAGAUGGCUGCAAACUUGCCUGGAAACCUCCCGAAGAUGAUGGAGGUUCUCCGAUCGAGUGUUACGAGAUCGAGAAAAUGGAUGAGGAGACUGGCAAGUGGGUACCGUGUGGACGUAGCACUGAACCAAAUUUCGAAGUUAAAAAUUUACAGCCUGGCAAAAGUUACAAGUUUAGAGUACGCGCUGUCAACAAAGAGGGCGACGGCGAAGACCUUGAGACAGAGAAGGCUACACUCGCAAAAGAUCCCUACGAUCCCCCAAGCAAAAUCGACAAGCCCGAGAUCACGGACUGGGACAAAGACCGCGUCGAACUCAAGUGGGAUAAGCCCAAAGACGACGGUGGAGCACCCGUUGAAAAAUACAUCAUUGAAAAACGCAAGAAGGGAGCACAGAAGUGGCAUAAGGCCAAGGAGGUUCCAGGAACAACAACUGUAACCACAGUUACGGAACUCGAGGAGGAAGAAGAGUACGAGUUCCGAGUUACUCCUGUAAACAAGGCCGGACUUGGUGAGCCUUCAGAUCCGUCUCGCUCUGUUAAAUGUAAGCCUCGUCGCCUUGCACCAAAGAUCGAUCGCACAAACCUCAAAAACAUUGUGAUUCGGCAAGGCCAAGGAUGCAAGUUUGAUGUCGACGUUAGGGGAGAGCCUGCACCAAAUAUCACCUGGGCUCACGAAGACAAACCCAUCGCAUCCGACGAGCAUUUUAAAAUCGACAUCGAAGAGUAUCACACGCUACUAGUGCUUACCCAAGCUCAGAGGAAAAUGCAUACUGGCAAAUACACAAUUAUCGCAAAAAAUGAACAUGGUACCGAUGAAGCUACUGUAGAAAUUAGAGUUGUCACCAAGCCUAACAAGCCUAAAGGUCCGCUUAAUGUGUCUGAUGUGCACGCUGAAGGCUGCAAGCUAAAAUGGGAAAAGCCCGAAGACGAUGGAGGCGAACCAAUCACUCAAUAUGUCGUCGAAAAGAUGGAUACAGAAACUGGCCGCUGGGUGCCUUGCAGUACCACACGGGAUCCCGAGGCAGACAUUAAAGGCUUGAUUCCUGGUAAGGAGUACAAAUUCCGCGUCAAGGCUGUCAAUCCUGAGGGUGAGUCAGAGCCACUCGAAACCGAUACCAGUAUCUUGGCUAAAAAUCCGUUCGACGAACCCGGAAAACCGGGUAAGCCUAAGGCUACAGAUUGGGAUAAGCACUUCGUACAGCUUAGGUGGGAUGCGCCAGCUUUCGAUGGAGGCGCACCUAUCACAUCGUACAUUAUCGAAAAGAAAGACAAACACUCAACAAAGUGGCAGAAAGCGGCUGAGACAAUUGGAAACGCUUGCGAAUGCAGGGUGAAUGAUCUGCUUGAGGGCAUGGAAUACGAAUUUCGCGUCAAAGCCGUUAACAAAGCCGGACCUGGAGAACCGUCCGACCCGUCUGAUAAGGUCAUCGCUAAGCCAAGGAACCAGAUCCCAUCGAUCGAUCGGCUUGGAUUGAAAGAUGUGACGUUGCGUGCCGGUCAGACGCUAAAGUACGACAUCAAAGUCGGAGGCGAGCCUCCGCCAACAAAGUCCUGGUUCAAAAAUGGUGAACAGCUUAAGAACGAUAAUCGUACCAAAAUUGAAAGCGAGGAUUACCGGGCCAAAAUUACUGUCUCCAAUGUUACGCGCAAAGAUACCGGUGUUUAUAAAAUCGUAGUUAAGAAUGUCAACGGCGAAGAAGACGCCGAAGCGCGCGUCACUGUUCUUGAUAAGCCGGGUGCUCCUGAGGGCCCAUUGGACGUCUCGGAGGUCCACGCUGAGGGAUGCAAGCUGAAGUGGAAGCCUCCGCUUGACGACGGUGGUAUGCCACUUGACGGCUAUGUUAUUGAGAAAAUGGAUACACAGACAGGCCGGUGGGUACCUUGCGGACGAACCAUGGGUGAUGAGUUCAACGUUGAAAACCUUACACCGGGCCAAGAAUACAAAUUCCGUGUCAAGGCAGUUAAUCCCGAAGGUGAGUCAGAGCCGCUUGAAAAUGAGACCACCGUCGUCGCCAAAAACCCCUACAACCCACCAGGUGCCCCAGAGAACGCUGAGGUUACGGAUUGGGACAAGGAAUGGAUGACUGUCAAAUGGGAUCCUCCUCUCAAAGACGGUGGAAAUCCCGUCCAGAAUUACAUUGUUGAAAAGAAAGAGAAGGGCACCGGAGUAUGGACAAAGGCGGCUACUGUUGACGGCAAUGUAACCAUUGCUAAGGUUAUUGACCUCAUUCCUGGAGAGACCUAUGAGUUCCGUGUGAAGGCUGUCAAUGCUGCUGGCCCCGGAGAACCAUCAGAUGCAACCAAGCCGCAAGUGGCCAAACCUAGGAGAAUGGCUCCCAGAAUCGACCGGAAGAACCUAAGGCCAGUGACUAUCCGCGUCGGCCAGGUGUUCGAAUUUGAUGUGAAGGUAGAAGGCGAACCGGCCCCAACCUGCAUAUGGAUGCUGGAAAAGAAGGAGGUCGUGGACCAUGGUGCACUAACUAUUGAAAAUAAGCCUUACAAAACAAAACUUAGCUGCGACCGCGCUGAGCGGAAGGACGCCGGAAUUUACAAGCUCAUUGCUAGGAACGAAUAUGGCGUUGACGAGGCCGAUGUUGAGAUCCAGAUUCUAUCAAAGCCGGCUUCACCAGAAGGUCCGCUUGAAGUUACGGAUGUCAAUAAGAAUGGUUGCCACCUCGCCUGGAUGAAACCGAAAGAUGAUGGUGGAGAGCCGAUUGACCACUAUCUUAUUGAAAAACAGGACCCAGACACAGGUGCCUGGGUUCCUGUAGGCAAGAGUCACGGAACCGAUUUCGAUAUCACAGGACUGACCCCAGGAAAAAGCUAUAAGUUCCGCGUGAAGGCUGUGAACCGUGAGGGUGAAUCUGAGCCGCUUGAAAGCGCUCUGCCUAUUAUUGCCAAGGAUCCCUAUGAUGCGCCAGGAGCGCCAGGACAACCCGAACCGACGGACUGGAAUCGUGAUCAUGUCGACCUCAAGUGGACUUCGCCCGAAUCAGACGGCGGAGCCCCGAUCUCUCACUAUCUUAUUGAAAAGAAGGAGAAAGGUUCAAGCAAGUGGGAGAAGGCUGGAGAGACAAGCGGUCCAGUUUGCCAAGGCACCGCCGCCUUCUUGGAAGAAGGCAAAGAGUAUGAGUUUAGGGUGGUUGCCGUCAACGCUGCAGGCCCUGGAGAGCCUUCCAUGGCAUCCAAGCCCGUUAUAGCUAAACCUCGCUUCCUGGCCCCUCGCAUCGACCGUAAGAAUCUCAAUGAGCUCAAGGUUAGAGUUGGUGAGCCUAUUCGUUUUGCUGUAGACAUUACUGGAGAACCAGCACCUGAAGUACAGUGGCUAUUGAACGAUAAGGAGAUCGGCGAUACAAGCCACCGCACGAUCGAGAGCGUCCCCUAUCAUACCAAAUUUGCCAUUCGUCGAGCAAAUCGUGAGGAUACUGGAAAGUACACCAUUAUUGCAACAAAUAGCAGUGGACAGGAUCGUGCUGGAGUUACCGUCAUCAUUUUGGACAAACCCGGUGCACCUGAAGGUCCUCUUGAUAUCAGUGAAAUACAUAAGGAGGGCUGCAAGCUCUCCUGGAAACCUCCCAAAGAUACGGGAGGCAUGCCGCUUGACGGGUACGUGGUCGAAAAGAUGGAUACCGAAACAGGACUGUGGGUACCAGUCAGCAAGACAAAAGAGCCUCAGAUGGAAGUUCUUGGACUGACACCUGGUCAUGAGUACAAAUUCCGUGUGAGGGCUCUUAAUAAGGAAGGAGAAUCUGAGCCACUAGAGGCUGAAAAACCUAUAAUCGCUAAGAAUCCCUUUGACCCUCCAGGCAAGCCUGGAGAUCUGAAGGCCACCGACUGGGACAAAGAUCACGUUGACCUUGAUUGGAAGGCUCCUGAAGACGACGGUGGAGCUCCAAUUGAGAAGUACAUUGUCGAGAAGAAGGACAAAUUCGGUGAUUGGGAACCAUGCAUGGAGGUGCCAGCUGAGCAGCUUAAGGCUUCUGUUGAGGGUCUAGAUGCCAAUAAACCGUACGAAUUCCGUGUAAGAGCUGUUAACAAGGCCGGACAGUCCGAACCAUCUAACAAUAGCGGACAGAUUAUCACCAAGCCUAGAAAACUUGCUCCUAAGAUCGAUCGUACCAAUCUGGAGAAAGUGAAAAUCAGGGCUGGACAGAACUUCGCGUUUGACGUCAAGGUCGAAGGCGAACCCGUCCCUGAGACAUCUUGGUCGCUUAAAGGCGGCAAGGUCACCAACAGCGAGCGCACCAAAAUCAAGGAUGAGCCAUACAACACUAAGCUGAAUUGCCGUGGGGCAACCAGGGCUGAGAGCGGCGUCUACAAGCUUAAAGCCGUUAACCAGUGGGGAGAGGAUGAAGCCGAGGUUGAAGUCAUUGUGUUGGACAGACCCAGUCCACCUAAUGGCCCGCUCAAGGUGGAGGACAUCCAUGCCGAAGGGUGUACGCUUAAAUGGAAACCACCUUCAGAUGACGGCGGAGUGCCUAUCGAUCACUACGUGGUCGAAAAGAUGGAUAUGGCCACAGGCUUGUGGACGCCAGCCGGAACCACAAAGGGUAGCGAAUGCGAACUGGCUGUUGAUACCCUUAACCCAGACCAUUCAUACAAGUUCCGAGUAAAGGCAGUCAAUCGCCAGGGCGAAUCGGAUGCUCUUGAGACUGACAAGCCCGUUGUCGCCAAAAAUCCCUUCGGUACCCCCGGGAAGCCCGGAACGCCUGAAAUUACUGACUUUGAUAAGGACUUCGUACAGCUUAAAUGGACUGCCCCUGAAAGCGAUAAUGGUUCUCCGAUUACGGGUUACAUCAUUGAGAAAAAAGACAAGUACAGCUCCGAUUGGAUGCCUUGUGGAGAGACAGGUCCAGAGUGCCAGGGCACUGUUAAAGAUCUUAUCGAAGGGCAGGAAUAUGAAUUCCGCGUCGUGCCUAUCAACAAAGGAGGCAGAGGAGAACCGUCUGAUUCUACCGGCAAACAUCUUGCCCGGCCAAAGAAUUUGGCUCCGAAAAUCGGUCCGAUGUCCGAUAUCAAGAUUAAAGCUGGCAAAAACUGGGAAAUGGAAGUUCCUGUUGUUGGAGAACCAGUACCUACAACUAAAUGGGACAUGGGCGGCAACUCUCUCGAGGAGUCACCUCGGUUUAUCUGCCUUCACUCUCCGCACAAGGCCAAAAUCUCCCUGCAAAAUGCCAAACGUGAGGAUAGCGGUGAACUGCAACUGGUUGCAAGCAACAUUAAUGGUACUGAUCGUCAGGCAGUCAAAUUUACCGUGGUCGAUGUACCAUCUGCUCCGGAAGGUCUUGCUGCUAGCAACGUUACCCGUGACGGUUGUGAGCUCAGCUGGAGAAAACCCAAAGAUGACGGCGGUAGUAACAUCCUUCACUACGUCGUUGAAAAGAAGGACAUCGAUUCUGGGAAUUGGACUAUGGUAGCUGAAACUCCUGGUCUUACCUGCAAAGUGGACCAUCUUAUUGAAGGUCAGAGCUUCUUGUUCAGAGUGAAAGCUGUCAAUCACGAAGGAGACUCUUCAUACUGUACCCUCAAAGAGCCCGUGCUUGCAAAAAAUCCAUACGAUAGUCCAGGUAAACCUGCUCCUCCUGAGGUGAAGGACUGGGAUAAGGAUCACGUUGAUCUGGAAUGGCGCGCUCCUCGUGAUAACGGAGCACCUAUCAAAGCGUAUAUCAUCCAAAAGCGACCCAAAGGACAGCUGGGUUGGGAGGAAGGUACACGCGUUCCUGGCAGCGAAAUCAAAUGCACAGUUCCUGGACUCACAGAAGGCCAAGAAUAUGAGUUUAGAGUUAUUGCCGUCAACAAAGCAGGUCCCGGAGAGCCGUCAGAUCCUUCUGAUAUGGUUCUUUGCAAACCGCGAAAAUUACCACCAUCGUUGGACAUGUCAGCUUUAAAAGACUUGCGGAUUAAGGCUGGUCGUCCCAUCAACUUUACGAUCCCGAUUAAGGGAGAGCCAGCCCCGAAGGCAACCUGGACUAUCAAUGGAAAACCAGUUACAGCACGAGUGGACUGUGCCUCCACUUCGACGGUGUGUACUCUGGAUAUCCCUGUCUCCGUACGCGAUGAUACAGGUCGCUAUACUCUAGAGCUCGCCAAUGAAUACGGAAAAACGUCAGGAACUGCUCAGGUUACCGUUAUGGAUCGACCUGGACCUCCAGAGGGCCCUCUUAAUGUUGAUACUGUUACCAGAGACAGCGCAGAGAUUUCGUGGCAGGCUCCCAAGGACGACGGUGACUGUCCAAUCACACAUUAUGUUGUAGAAAAAAUGGACACCACUCGCGGAACGUGGAUGGAAGCGGGACAAACACCUAAUUUUAGCUACAAGGUACCCAAGCUUAUUCACAAGAAGUCGUACCAGUUCCGUGUUGCGGCCGUCAAUGAAAUGGGCCAAUCAGAAUACCUGGAAACUACUCGUCCCAUUAUCGCCAAGGAUCGAUUCGAACCCCCAAGCCAGCCUGGAAGGCCUGAUGUGACUGAUUAUGAUAAAGAUCACGUUGACCUUGAAUGGAUCGCUCCCAAGGAUGACGGUGGAAGUCCCGUCCAAAAAUAUAUCAUUCAGAAAAGGGAGCGUGGAAAUCCUUUCUGGAGCAAAGGGGCAGAGGUUGCUGGAAACCAACUCAAGUGUACGGUGCCCGACUUGCGCGAAGGUCAGGAUUACGAGUUUAGGAUUAUCGCCGUGAACCAGGGUGGAGAAUCGGAGCCAUCUGAUUCGAGCCAGAUGAUAACCUGCAGACCAAGAAAACUACCGCCCAAGAUCUUGACGCCUAUGAAAGAAUUAAAGCUCAAGGAAGGUGACAAGCUACAUUUGGACAUUAAAUUUGAAGGCGCACCGAUGCCAUCCAUCACUUGGACUGUCAACGAUAAGCCCCUAUCCACCGAUAUGCGAGGCAGCCGGUCAGAUUACGAAGAUCACACUCUCGUGAACAUAGUUGACGUCAAGCGUGGGGAUGCCGGUGAAUAUAAACUGCAUCUGAAGAACGAGUUUGGAGAAGACGCCGGCACACUAAAGCUUAUUGUGUUGGGACCGCCAGGGCCGCCUGAAGGACCGCUUAAUAUUGAGGAAGUCGACAAGGAUAGGUGCACCCUCUCCUGGAAGCCUCCCAAGGAUAAUGGAGGCAGCGAUAUUACUGGUUACGUUAUAGAGAAACGUGACAAAACCGGCGGUGGUCAAUGGAUGCCCGCUGUUCAGUACAUAUCGCCCUAUAGCACAUCGUGCCUAGUGCCCAAACUUAUUGAAGGUCACGAAUAUGAAUUCAGAGUUCGGGCCGAGAACGAACAAGGUUUGUCAGAGCCUCUGAGCACCGACAAGCCGCUACUAAUCAAAUCUGCCUUCGGGGUGCCCAGCCGUCCUGGUCAACCAGAGGUUGUUGACGCCGACCGCGAUUUUAUUAAGAUCCGCUGGAGCCCACCUGCAUCUGAUGGAAGGUCGCCAAUUAAGGGUUACGAUAUCGAGCGUAAAGACCUUACAAAAGCCGGGAGAUGGAUCUGCCUCAACAGGGAUCCUGUCAACAAAUUGGAUUACACAGAUGACACCGUUAUCGAUGGACAUCAAUACGAAUAUCGCAUCGUAGCUAAAAAUGCAGCUGGCCCUAGCGAACCUUCUUUGCCCAGCAAACCUAUCACUGCCAAGCCUCUCAAAGAGAAACCUAAGCUUCACCUUGGUGGCCUCUAUGACAAAACAAUCCGCCUCAAGGCCGGAGAACCACUUCGAAUUUCAUUUCCGCUCACCGGAUCGCCAACGCCUACCGUCACCUGGAAAUGUGGGGGAAUCGAUAUUGUACCAACGAACCGCAUCAUUCCAUCAUUCAAGGACGAAAUUGUCAAAUUUGACAUUUCUGAGACGAAGCGCUCCGACACGAAUAAAUAUACAGUUACCGCUAAGAAUGCUCAUGGUGAAGACUCGGCAACCAUUGACGUGCUAGUCUAUGAUAAGCCUGGACCGCCGCAAGGCCCUAUGGCAUAUCCUGACAUCAAAGCCAACGAGAUUACAAUCAAGUGGCAUAAACCCCUAGAUGAUGGAGGCUCUGAGAUCAUUAACUACAGAAUCGAAAAGUGCGAUGCCAACAGUGAUUUCUGGGCUUCUGUUUCAGGAUUUUGCCCCGGAAACCAAUUCGAGUUUAAGGUUAAGGGGCUCACCGAGGGCAAAAAUUACAAAUUCCGUGUAUGUGCAGAAAAUAGCUUCGGCGUUUCGGAACCUUUGGAGGGACUCCCAGUUAUCGCAAAGAAUCCAUUUGAUACACCGGAGGCUCCCGGACAGCCUAAGGUCACAGACUUUGGGCGGAAUCAUUGCGGCCUUAAGUGGACUCCUCCACUUAACGACGGUGGCCGUCCAGUCCAAGGCUAUAUCAUAGAAAAGCGUGAAAAAGGAUACCCCGAGUGGACCAGAGUUAAUCUGGCACCAGUUCCCGGAACCGAGUUUGAUGUGCCUAACCUCAUCGAGGAUAAAACGUACGAGUUCCGCGUUAUUGCUGUGAAUGAAGGAGGAGCGGGUAAACCAAGCAAACCGUGCGAGCCUUUCACGGCCAGAGAUCCCAAAUAUGCGCCUAGAGCUCCUGAUAAACCCCGUGUUGACAAGGUUAAGAAGGAUUCAUGCACCAUCUCGUGGAACAAACCGCGCGAUGAUGGCGGUUGCAAGAUCAAGGGCUACGUCAUUGAGAAGAAGAAAAAAGAUGAUAAGGAUUGGACUCGGGCUAACCCGCUGCUCUGUCCCGAUCUCACAUACACGGUGCCGAAUCUUACAGAGGGUGAUGAGUAUGAGUUCCGUGUUAUUGCUGUCAAUGAAGUAGGCGAUUCUCCGCCUUCACCUCCUACGGAUCUCACACGAAUUGAGGAGCAGCCGGAUCAGCCGCGUAUUGAGGCAGGAUCCCUCAAGGACAUUAUCAUUCGAGCUGGACAGAGCUUCACACUCAACGCUAAAUUCUCAGGCUUCCCAGUCCCCACGGCAACAUGGUCGCGCAAUGACAAUGAAAUCAAUAUCGAGAAAGAUCUGCGUAUCCGCGCUAAAACUGAAGACACCUUUGCUGAGUUUACCCUUACCAACGCCAAGCGUGAAGAUGCUGGCCAAUAUAAACUACAACUCAAAAACAAACAUGGCUUCGAUACUGCCUAUUGCUCGGUCACAGUACUCGAUCGUCCUGGACCGCCGGAGAAUUUCCGCGGAGAAGAUGUAGAUGGAGACGCCCUUACACUGUAUUGGUCGCCGCCCAAGGAUGACGGAGGUUCGCCGAUUACUAAUUACAUUCUGGAGAAACGCGAACACGGCUGCAAGGCAUGGUCGCGUGUUUCUGGAUAUCUUAUCGAGAGCAACUAUCGCGUGCGGGGCUUAACCGUUGGCAAGAAGUACGAUUUCCGGGUAAUAGCAGAAAACAAAUAUGGAACGUCAGAUCCCACUGAGCUUGCUGAGCCCAUUCUGGCUCGCUACGGAUUCGAUGUUCCCGGAAUGCCUGGCAUUCCUCGAAGCAUUGAUUCAUCCAACGACUCAAUCACGGUUAGCUGGACCAGGCCUCGUAGCGAUGGUGGCUCAGCUAUCAUCGGUUACCUUCUAGAAAAGAGGAAAAAAGGUGACUCCAAAUGGCACAAAGUUAAUAACUACCCUCAUCCAGAACUCAUGCAUCGUGUCGAUGGCCUUGUGCAAGAUCAGCAAUACGAGUUCCGUGUUGCCGCAGUGAACGCCGCUGGCCAAGGCCCCUAUUCAGAGAACUCGGAACCAAUCUAUGCUCGACCGCCACCCUGCAGGCCAAAGAUUGAUUCAAGCUUUUCAAUGCGAGAUAUCAUUGUCUUGGCCGGAGAUCCCUUUACAUUGCGCGUUCCGUACGCUGGCAUUCCCAUACCGGAGGCCAUUUGGCAUGUAAACGGCACUGUAAAGCUCCCGAAGGAUGACGAACGCAUCCAUACAGAAAUAAAUGCUAACUUCGUGAUCUUCCUUAAUAAGAAGGCUCAGCGUGACGAUUCGGGUAAAUACAGCCUUACCCUUACCAACGAUCAAGGCUCGGAUACCCAAGCAUGUAAAGUUUUGGUAGUUGACAAGCCAGGCCCGCCCCAAGCGCCAUUCGAGCCCUCGGAUACUACCCCCGAAACUUGCUCGUUGUCCUGGAGGCCUCCGCUGGAUGACGGUGGCUCACCGAUCACCAAUUACAUAGUGGAGAGAAUGGAUCUGAUCAUGAAGAUUUGGAUAAAAUGUAAUGCCUUUAUCCGCGGAUGCCAUUACGAUGUUAUUGGAUUGGAACCCAACCACCAAUACCAUUUCCGCGUAAUGGCUGAAAAUCAGUACGGCGUGGGCCCGCACAUCCAGACUGAUACACCGAUUACGGCCAAAUUUCCAUUCAACGUUCCGUCGCCUCCAGGUAGGCCUGAGAUUGUUGACCAUGACAGCAGCAGUGUUCAACUCACCUGGAGUAAGCCGACUUCUGAUGGAGGCUCAAAGAUCCAAGGGUACCAGGUCGAAUAUAAGGAGCCAACCGAAGGCCGCUGGCGUAUCGCCCAGGAGGUCCUGGUUAAGGAUUGCCGCCUCACGGUGUCUGGUCUUCUCGAAGGUCGCACUUAUGAGUUCCGUGUGAAGGCCAAGAACGCUGCCGGAUUCUCUCUGCCAUCAGCUCCCACAGAAUCAUUCAAACUUACACCGAAGUUCACCGUGCCGUCACCGCCGCAGAAUCCUCAAGUAACCAAGGUCAGCAGGGCUUACAUCGAUCUUACAUGGGAGAAGCCACGUUCGGAUGGAGGUUCACGUAUUACUGGUUAUAUUAUCGAACGCCGCGAUGUUACAUCAUCAUUCUGGUACACUGUUACGGAAUAUCCCGCCACCGAUCUCAAUUUCUGCGAUUCACGCGUAAAAGAGGGGGUGACGUAUGAGUACAGAAUCAUUGCCAUUAAUGCUGCUGGACGUUCAGAUCCGUCUGCCUGCACCAAUCCGAUUAAAGCAACCAGCACGGAGGACGGGACACUGCCCGAAUUUGUUCGUAAGCUUUACGAUAAGAACGUCACAAUCAAGAAAGGUGCCAUUCUUGAGUGCGAGGCUAUCGGCAAACCGUUGCCGACUGCUCGUUGGCUUAAGAACGGACGCGACAUUACGCCAUCAGCUCGCAUCCGGUACGUGGAUAAAGGCCAGGGCGUGUUCCAAUUGAUGUUCGAGGACAUUGAGGAUGGUGACGAAGGUGAAUACUGCUGUGAAGCUAGCAACUCCAUGGGUAGCACAAGGACACGCUGCACACUCCGCAUUGCAGCGCCACCCAGGAUUGAGCGUUGUCCUAACGAUGUGUUCUUCCCAGAGCAUGAUAAUGGAAAGAUUAAGAUCUACUUUUCAGGAACUUCACCAUUCGAAGUUACCCUAUUCAAGGACGGUCUUGAGGUUAAGGACACCGUUGACUUUAAGGUUACAGUUUUCGAUGAUUAUGCGAUAGUAUUUCUUAAGGACAUUAAGAAAGAUAAAGAAGGCAAAUACCAAAUACAGGUCAGGAAUGACUCAGGUAUGGAUACUGGCUACUUCAAUGUUUGGGUUACUGGCUUGCCUGGACCACCAAUCGGACCAUUAGUAACGUCCGAGAUUACCCAGCAUACCUGCCAUCUUUCUUGGCACCCACCAAAGUUCGAUGGCGGCUGCCGUGUCACUCAUUAUGUUGUCGAACGUAAGGAAACCACACAUGAGCAGUGGGUGGUAGCUACAAGCUGCUGCAAGGACACUCAGUUCACUUGUCAAGGUCUUCAAGAGAAUGGCGAAUAUAUCUUCCGUGUAAUGGCAGUCAAUGAGAACGGAAUGUCCGUUCCGCUUGAGGGUCUAAAUCCAAUCAUUGCCAAACUUCCUUUCGACCCGCCCGGGCCGCCCGGAAUCCCAGAUAUUACCGAGGUCGGAGGCGAUUUCGUCAAUCUACAGUGGACCAAACCUGAGAAUGAUGGGGGUUCUAGGGUUCUCGGAUACUACGUUGAAAAGCGUGAAGUUGGCUCCAAUUUGUGGCAGCGCAUCAACCAGAACUAUCUCUGUUUACCAACUCAGUUCAAUAUUGGUAAUUUAGUUGAAGACCGCGAGUAUGAGUUCCGCAUCUUUGCGGUUAACGAAGCUGGCAUUUCGCCACCGUCACAGAACUCAAGACAAGUUAAGAUCAAAGAUCCCAACCAGCCAACGCCACCGGAGUUCACCAUUCCUCUUAAGCAGGUUAUGGGGGUGGAGCGUAAAAAUGUCCAGUUCAUGUGCAAGGUCAGCGGCCAGCCUGUCCCCGAAAUUCAGUGGUACAAGGGCACCCGCGAGCUGCACCAAGGCGCAAAGUACAGUAUGCUCCGAGACGGCGACAUGUAUAUGCUAGCCAUCAAUGAUAUCUUCGGCGAGGACGCCGACGAAUAUUGCUGUCGUGCCGUAAACAUCGCCGGAGCCCGAACAAGUCGUGCAGAACUGCUCAUUAAGUCACCGCCACAUCUUAAUGUACCUCCAAGAUUCCGCGAUCUUGCUUGCUUCGAUAAAGGUGAAAACGUCCAGAUAAAAAUCCCUUUCACUGGCUUCCCUCGUCCGAAGAUUACCUGGAGUAAAGACGAUGUCGAGAUCGAGAAAGGCGCCCACUUUGAUAUUCAAGUAAAAGAGAGACAUGCGAUUCUUACAAUCAAGGAUGCCUCUCAGCUCGACGACGGGCCGUAUCGCAUUGUGGCUGAGAACGAACUUGGAGUUGACUCGGCCGUGAUCAUCGUUCAAAUCUCCGACCGACCCGAUCCACCUCGCCACCCUGGCGUCGAAUCGUUCAACGAGACGUCAUGCAUUCUCACCUGGAUGCCACCACUUUGGGAUGGCGGCAGCCAUAUCACCAACUACGUCAUCGAAAAAUGCGAGGCUGGUAUGUCUCACUGGGUACGGGUAACGAAUACCCGUUUUCUUACUCACAAAAUCACUGGUCUGAAUCCAGGAACACAGUACCAGUUCCGUGUCUGUGCUGAGAAUAUCUACGGUCGCAGCGAGCCCUCUGAAGCCAGCACACCCAUUACGACACGUGCAACCAAACAAAAGAAACAAAAGAAAGUUGAAGUGGAUGAACACGGUAAGAAGAAGCGCGGCCAAUCCGAAGGACCAGUGAGCGACUAUGAUAAAUUUGUACAAACUCUGACAAGCAUUCCCGAGCCAGUAGAUAUCAAGAGUACAAGCGUUUAUGACUACUAUGACAUCCUCGAGGAGCUGGGCACCGGCGCCUUCGGAGUCGUCCACCGUUGUCGGGAACGUAAGACUGGCAACAUUUACGCUGCGAAGUUCAUUCCUGUAGCAAAUCAGUAUGAGAAGGCUGUCAUUAAAAAAGAGAUUGACAUCAUGAAUCAGCUUUUGCACCACAACAAGCUAAUUCGCCUCCACGACGCAUUCGAAGAUGAUGAUGAGAUGAUCUUGAUCUAUGAAUUCAUGGCCGGUGGUGAGUUGUUUGAGCGUAUUGCAUGCGACGAUCAUCGUAUGACUGAAUCUGAAGUAAUCAACUACAUGCGCCAAAUUUGCGAAGGCAUAAAACACAUGCAUGAGCGAAAUAUUCUGCAUCUUGACCUGAAACCAGAGAAUAUAAUGUGCACAAAGAAAGCUGGAAAUGAGAUCAAAAUUAUCGAUUUCGGCCUGGCAACACGUGUCAGCCCCGAUGAAACCGUCAAGAUUUCCACUGGUACUGCUGAAUUUGCUGCUCCGGAGAUUGUCGAUCGUGAGCCGGUUGGCUUCUACACCGAUAUGUGGGCGUGCGGAGUUCUCUCUUACGUGCUUCUCUCCGGCUUGUCGCCAUUCGCUGGCAACAAUGAUAUCGAAACCCUUCGAAAUGUUAAGAACUGUGAUUGGCAAUUCGAUCAGGAGGCCUUUUCCGGAAUUUCGGAAGAAGGCAAAGACUUUAUCAAACGCCUACUCGUGAAGGACAAGGACAAACGUAUGACGGCGCAUGAGUGUCUUGAGCACCCUUGGCUGAAAGGGCAGACCAAGACCGACGACAGGACCAUCAGCAGCAAGAAGUACGUGUCCUUCCGUGAUCGUAUGCGAGAUCGUUACAAAAAAUACUGGGACAGCGCCAUUCUGCCGUUCGGCCAUACGGCCAACUACAGCUCGUUGCGUAAGCUCCAGGAAAAGUUGCAUCGCAUUGAAGAAUUCGUUAUCGAUAAGAGAGAGAUGGUGCCACGCUUCGUAAUCAAGCCUCACUCAACAAUGGCCUACGAGGGCCAGGCUGCUAAGUUUUAUUGUCGUGUGAUUGCACCAGCGCCUGCCACUCUAACUUGGUACCGUGACUCGGGUGAACUCCGUCAGAGCGUUAAGUACAUGAAACGAUAUAUGGGCGACGAUUACACAUUCAUCAUCAACCGUUGCCGCCUUGACGAUCGAGGCGAAUACAUGAUCCGCGCUGAGAAUCACUAUGGCUUCCGCGAGGAGCCGGUGUUCCUCAAUGUACAUCCAAUGCCGCAACAGUUGCCGCAGUUCAAGGUGGAGGAGCCCGUGCGCCGACGCAUGGAACCCCUCCGCUUUAAUCCAUAUGACAACAUGAAGGAUUGUGCUCCCAAUUUCAGCUUCCAUUUGCGAAACCGCGUUAUUCAACUUCAUCUGGGCGUCAAAUUGCUGGCAUGUCUUGAGGAAAAGCCAGUAUGUGACGUGAAGUGGUUUAAGGAUGGUCGCGAACUCUCGAAAUACGAUGUGAGGAUGACGCAUUCUGAUGGCGUUGUCACAUGCGAGAUCGCCUCAUGCUCGCUCGAAGACGCUGGCAAAUAUACCUGCCAAGCAACAAAUGCACUCGGCAUGGCAGAAACCAGCUGUCAUCUUUAUGUUGAAGAUCGAAAGAAGUGGUCUCCCUCUACGAUGGGCCGUAGGUUCUCAGGUUCCAACUCAUCUUCGUUGUACUCAGAUAAACACAAAGCAUCGUACAGAACCUACAGUGGAUCAAGCGACCAUUACACGGGUUACUUGUCGACAAGCGACUCACGAUACCGUACGGACUACAUAACAUCGUCGUCCUACUUGACCAGCCCGAGCAGGCAGUUUCGUUCAAACUCCGACUACCGUAGUCACAGCAGCUCUGGGUAUAGAGCGACAACGGACAGCACUCUAUCCUCGGCCGUUUCGAAGCUGUCGAGUGAUAUUGGAUCUAUCCGGACACAAAAGCCGUACGGAUCCACAGCGGUUUCAGGGGACUCAACCAGCCCUUCACGUUCCCGUAAUCAGACCAAGGAGCUUGAACUACCUGAGGAAUCUUCCGCACCGAAGUUCAUCACGCCGCUGCAAGACCUAACGAUUAAGGAUGGCGAAGCGUUGACAUUAGCUUGCGUAGUUUCCGGCGAACCGGAGCCAAAGGUUAAUUGGUAUAAGGGCUCAGAACAGCUAGCCUCAUCAGACAUUAUCAGUCUCAAAUACAAGAACCGUGAAGCCACAUUACAUAUCGAAGAAGUCUACCCCGAGGACGAGGGAGAAUAUAUUUGUAAAGCAUCUAACGCCGAGGGCUCUGCCGAAACAAAAUGCAAACUCACAAUUACUGCCAUGGAAAAAGACGAAGGUGACGCGAAGAGCGGAGACUCAAAAGCUCCCCGAUUUGUUAAACACCUGAAGAGUUCAGUCGUGAAGGAUGGUGACAAGGUCACUUUGGAGGCCACCAUUCGCGGUUCGAGCGAUUUUGAGGUUGUAUGGCUGCAGAAUGGUAAGGAGCUCAAGCAAAAUAAGGACUUCAAGGCUAGCAACGAAGGAGACCUAUAUCGUCUGGAAAUCGCCGAGAUCUACCCGGAGGAUAGCGGUAUGUACACCUGUGAGGCCUUUAACAAUGUUGGCGAAUGUUUCUCUUCCUGCACUUUGACCGUGCUCGUACCAGGCGAAACCCUGAAAGGCCCACGCUUCUCGAUCUACCCCCGAUCCGCAACGUUUGCAGAAGGACAAGAGGCCAGCAUUCGACUUACAACGGAAAAGGAUCCCACUGCUUUGAAAUGGACGAAGGACGGCAAGGCCUUCAAGGAGGAUGACCGCCGAAAAGUGACCAAGGACGGCCGCAGUUACGAACUCAAGAUCGCCAAGUGUAACGCCUCCGACACUGGUCAGUACACGGCGGUGGCCGUGGAUAAAACUGGUGAGAGUCAGGCCUCAUUUUCUAUCAAUGUUGUCACAGCCGAUAAGGCUUAGCUUGGAAAACUUCUAGGAAUCAUCAAAAGCAAAAUAUUCGAAAGCGUAACAAUAUUUUCUGUACGAGACAUAAUAUCGACUCAUCCGACGUCGGAUACAUUGGCAUGAUCAGGAUUUCACCGAGCAUCAAGCAAACACUCGACUUGAUACCUAUUAAGAAGGCCAUUGAUGACGAAACAAUUUAAGUUCACUGAAAAUAACUAUGAUGACUGUCUCGGCUAAGACGAACGCAUCAAGUUCGUCAUAAUGGAAAUACUAAAUAACAAAGAUUGCUUGUUGUUAUAAUCUUUAUGCCAGUGGCAAUUACGAUGAUGAUGAUGAUAAUGGUAAUAAUGAUAUGACGAUAAUAACUAAUUACGACCCAAUGACGAGAAUGACGAGACCCAUGAACGAAACACAAACGAAAGGAUGAAACAGAAACAAAUUGCAACACGACACAGCACCGUGAUAAUAAUCAUAGUAGAAUCUAUGCAAUGAGCCUCCUUUUGUGUAAGAGAACGUCACGUUUUCGCACUACUGCGCUGUACCAUUUAUCGCGUACAUUAUAAUAACGAUGGUGAAUACGAAGCUGUCAUUGUAUUUGUGUCGGCUACUCUCCCUGGUUGUGAGGGGCAGUCACGGCCGGGGCGAUCGGACGACGCUCAGACGACAAUCCUCGAAAAACGAAACGUAUACCUCAUACGUGCGAACCAUCAAUAAUCUCAGUCAGAUCGACGCACUGCGAAAGCGAAAAA
Molecule: messenger RNA, 26938 nt
Organism: Varroa destructor (honeybee mite)
Lineage: Eukaryota; Metazoa; Arthropoda; Arachnida; Mesostigmata; Varroidae
Gene: bt
Product: projectin protein bent
Biological process (GO): protein phosphorylation
Molecular function (GO): protein binding; protein kinase activity; ATP binding
Source: RefSeq, a predicted model, not a curated record